This is a messenger RNA of Patella vulgata (common limpet), 1912 nucleotides long. RefSeq lists its product as uncharacterized. Lineage: Eukaryota; Metazoa; Mollusca; Gastropoda; Patellidae. The coding region runs from base 881 to 1840 and encodes 319 amino acids. The transcript has 5 exons. The record is from RefSeq and is a predicted model, not a curated record.
UUAAAAUUUACGAUGAAUCAGACAGUAGACAUAUUUUUGUGUACUAUCGAUUUGUACUAGUUGAUUUUGAUUUAAACCAACCUCCUUACACUGUCGAAUCUAUACGUUUAUGAUGUUAAAUACAUAUUCUUGGAAAAGUUUCAAAAAUCGUAAAAUUUUUUAAAGAUGGAUUGGCUAUUGCAGGGCUGACAAGGAACAUACGUUUGGUCUUUCGGUUGAGAUGAAAACCCGAUAUACACCCGUGACCACAUUGUUAAAGAAACCCUGGUGGUUGUAAUUCGAAGAAGAGUAGAUGAAAACGUAGCUGUGUGGACAAAUGCCCCCCACCCCCACCACCACAUACCCCUUGUACACGUAACCAUAGAAACGAAAUAUAUUACAUGUCAGUCUCAAAAUAAUCGAAGUAUAGUGUUGACGAUCUUUAAACUCCACUUCGUUCUACCAAGAAGUGAUAUUUAAAACAAGGGCCCUCGACGCCGAUACCAUCAUUAAUAUACAGUUGUACUGUUAUUAGUUAUUUUAUGAAUUAUAUAAUGCCAUUUAAAUGACAGAUCAGUCUCUCAUAUUUUGUAACAACUGUUAAUUCUGUGUCAUUAUGUAUUCAGCGUUUAUACUGUUUUAAUAUGUAAUAUUAAUUUGAUUAGUCCUUAAUAAAUUAACUAGUGUUUUAUAUUGUUGUAUUCGUUACCCGGGGUUGCUCUUCAAACGUGGUACAACAGGAUAGCUACAAGAAUCAAUGAAAAAAGAAAUCAGGAAAAUUGAUGGAUUUAGAAAUAAUUUUUAAAAUAUCAAAACAAACUAAAGACUUGUUCAGGGCAUAGAAUAGCAACUUACACAAUUUAUAUUUUGAGACGAGUUAAGAUCAUAUGAAACACAAAUCAUGCUUUCUGUUUUCUCUCUUCUUAUCCUGAUCCUAAUUGAUCCAGCAUCGUGUCAGAUAGUAUAUGGAUGUUAUGGUCCGCCCGAUUCGCCAUGUAGUCAGCACACACUGGCUUGCGGUGAUGACGAAGUUAUUGCCUUUGACGAUGACUAUCGACCAGUGUCUUUAAUUAGAAACAACAAGGGUGUGUCGUGUCCACUCACCAAUGAAGACAAUUGUUCGAAAACGUGUUGCUCUAAGAAUAAAAAUAACAAGACACAAUCUUUACAGCAGACAGAUGCGUUUUUAACUAUUGAUAGUGAGGAGACAACUCUUGCUAAUCUAACUGAUGUCAUCUCCACAUUCAAUAACUGUAGUAACCAACGAGCGUGUACCGUUACCUCCCCUUAUACUCACCACGGACCAGGGUAUGAUUACGUGAGAUACAACUAUAUCUGUGUACAAGAUUCGAGAGUUUACAAUUUUGUAGAUGAACGGAUCUUCAAAAAACAUAAUCACGUGUAUUUACAUUUCUCGGAUAAGCAGCAAUCAUUAGGAUCUAUAUCCUGUUUGUGUAGGGUUCGCAGUUCAGUAGAAAUAGGAGUUGCCAGCAAAUACAUUCAUUUGAAUCCAGCAUCUUGCAACAAAGUUAAAAUCUCCUCGGGAAAGCGGAAGUUGUUCAACUGUACCCACGAUGACACCCUGUAUUUUUCAACUGUUCUCUUCUAUACAAAUGAUCCGAUAUUUAUAGAAUUUAAGGAUUUGACAGCAAUGGAAAACGAUAUUAUGUGGUUAGAAUUUUUUACAAUUGGGGAAUUUCUAGAAAUAUCAUGUAGUGGUUGUGGUCAAAAACUUAACAAAGAUUUCACAGAGUCUAGGUGUGGAACGUCAUCAUCUGGUUCAUCUACAUGGUUCAUAAAUAGUUUUCCGGCAUCUGUGUGGGUUGUGUAUACGUUAUUUUUACAGAUUUCAUGGUCGUGAAAUGGACUUGUCGAAAUUUAUUACAAUUAUAAUUAUGCACUUAUUGGUUGAAUAAAACAUUUUGUUUUAAAA